UACGGUGGUUUUCGCCGUGACUUUAGCCAAAUUAUAAGUAAAAAUGUCGCAAGAGGUCGAGGAAACACUGAAGAGAAUCCAGAGCCACAAAGGUGUUGUGGGUACAAUUGUGGUCAACAAUGAAGGUAUUCCCGUCAAAUCCACGCUGGACAACACGACGACCGUUCAGUACGCUGGCCUAAUGAGUCAGCUGGCCGACAAAGCUCGAAGUGUGGUGAGGGACUUGGAUCCUUCGAACGACAUGACAUUCCUGCGGGUGCGAUCGAAGAAGCACGAGAUCAUGGUGGCGCCGGACAAGGACUUUAUCCUGAUUGUCAUCCAGAACCCAACGGACUAAGUGGCCUGG
Messenger RNA from Drosophila takahashii, 346 nucleotides. It is a transcript of the gene robl, whose product is annotated as dynein light chain roadblock. Lineage: Eukaryota; Metazoa; Arthropoda; Insecta; Diptera; Drosophilidae. Gene Ontology annotation, biological process: microtubule-based movement. The record is from RefSeq and is a predicted model, not a curated record. Gene Ontology annotation, molecular function: dynein intermediate chain binding. Gene Ontology annotation, cellular component: centrosome; cytoplasmic dynein complex; cytoplasm.